AUGUCUGCCAACAUUGAGCCACUCACCGACGCCCAGAAGGAGCACUUCAGAACAACAGGCUGGUUGAAGCUGAGCAAUUGCUUCACAAAGGAACAAGCAGAAUGGGUCACCAAGGAUGUCUGGACUCGACUGGGCAUGGACCCCAACGAUAAGUCAACCUGGAAGCAAGUAACGAAUAUGCCCCAUCACCGCACCUUUGACGCUUCCGAAUACGCGCCCAAGGCAUGGGCCGCCAUCUGCGAGCUGUGUGGCGGCGAGGACCGGGUGGCACCCGAGUCAAAGGAGUGGAGGGACUCUCUCAUCGAACUGGGCAUCUGGCACGUCGACGGCGACUUCUUCGUCCACUAUCUUGACUCCCCGGAGCAAGGUCUGCUCGUGAUCCCGCUUUUCACGGACAUUGUCCCCGGCGGCGGCGGGACCUUUAUUUGUCCCGAGGCGAUGGCCGGCGUUGCGCGGCAUCUGUACGCGCACACGGAGGGGGUUUCGCCGCGGAUGGUACCCAGAAACGAUCCCGAUUUCUCAAAGGAGAAGAACCUCGACUGGUUCAACGAGCUCGCGCGGAGCUGCGGUGAGUUUGUCGAGGCUCACGGGCAGGUGGGCGACGUGUAUCUCUUGCAUCCGUUGAUGCUCCACAGCGCCUCGAGGAACCCGCUGCGGCGGCUGCGUAUCAUCACGAACCCACCGGUCUUUUUGAACCAGCCUCACGUCUUUGACAGGGCGGAUGGCUCGUACAGUCUUGUGGAGCAGGCCACGCUGAGGUUAUUGGGCGCCGAGUCGCUGCCCGGAUGGAAGAUAACGGCGCCACGGGAGCAAGUCAUCCCAGAGAGGCUAAAGGUUCAGGAUCGGAUGAAGCAGGAAGAGAUUAAGCGUCUCGCAGCGAUCGCGUCUUAG
Messenger RNA from Colletotrichum scovillei, 891 nucleotides. RefSeq lists its product as uncharacterized. Bases 1 to 891 code for a protein of 296 amino acids. The record is from RefSeq and is a predicted model, not a curated record. NCBI's taxonomy places the organism in Eukaryota, Fungi, Ascomycota, Sordariomycetes, Glomerellales, Glomerellaceae. The transcript has 2 exons.